Messenger RNA from Notechis scutatus (mainland tiger snake), 2377 nucleotides. The record is from RefSeq and is a predicted model, not a curated record. NCBI's taxonomy places the organism in Eukaryota, Metazoa, Chordata, Lepidosauria, Squamata, Elapidae.
GAGGUUUUAAAACGACGGUUGGAGAGAGAAGCCAAGUGGACUGUUUCUGAGGGAAACCCUGGCCUUCGUGUCCUGUCGCAGAGAUGGUAUUACCCGACAAGGGGCUACAACAAUACUGUUCCCAGAAAAUUGCCCAGACUAAAUUGAGGCCUCCAUCAGUCAAUUGGAAUGUAUUAGCAGGAAGAACUCAGUGCAUAGCACCUGUUGGGGCCUGGGUGGAGAGUGCCCAACAUGAUGGAGAAGAGAGCCCAGUUUUUGCUACAGCUAUUCAGGUUGAAAAAGAAUACAAAGAACAAAAAAAAGAAAAAGAGAAAACAUUGAAACAUUUUCAGCAGGAAGUAAAACGCAGGGUGAACCAACGUGUUAAUCUAAAGAGGAAACAACAGUUGAAGACAUCUUACGAAGCUGCCCUGAAAGAAAGCUCUGUUAUUAUAGGAUUUUCAGAUUCUGCGUUGCGGUUGACCCCCAAGAAAAAUACAUGUCUCUACAGAUACACCAGAGAUUCUGCCGUUGGCAAUACUAAUGACAAAGUCACCUAUGUACAGCAAGCAGAUUACAUGCCGGAGCAGUUCUCAAAUCUAGCCAAAACUGUAAGGAAAACGGUGCAACAGGUCCGUCACAAACUGGCUUCUCGAAAAGCUGUUCCAGAAGGAAAUGAACCUCCAGGAGGUGCUCAUCAGACUCCUCCAAGAAGACAGAAUGCAGAACCUUACAGCACAACUACUCUAAGUCCAGAAGAGGGUGAUAUGGGAGAACUUCCUCUGAAGGGACACCAUGAUCUUCCAGCAGAACUUCAAGAACAAGAGGAAGGGAAAUGGGACAACACAGAAUUUCAAAAAGUAAAUAGUGAUACCAUGAAAGAUAAUAAUCCAGCUGAUACUGAGGCUCAGGUUGUUCAUAUAUUCUGGCCUGGAAUAGAGAAGGAACAAUCAAAGAAGCAGGUUAUAUGGUAUCGCUAUAAAUAUGAACCAGUUGACAAAAUGAUUGGAAAUUUUGUCUGCCACAGAAUUAGGAAAGAAAAGGAGUAUCAGCGCCGUGCAGAAGAACAGCGGAUGCAGGAGGAACAACGAGCAAAGGAGAAAAGGACACAAGAGAUGGCUUCACACAAAAAUGCUAACCCCAGGGGGAAAACCUGUGAAAAACUGCAACAACUGAAACUGGAAGACCCAGAAGAAAAGAAAAAACUAGUACAAAAAAAUAAAGAAUAUUCUAGAUAUGUGGAAGCAUUACGAGCCCAGAUGCGAGAGAAGAUCGACAUGUAUAAUAUACAUUUGCCUCCGUUGUGCUUUUGUGGGUCAGGUUUCUGGGAUACUCAUCCCGAUAGCUGUGCCAACAACUGUAUGUUCUACAAAAACCACAAAGCGUAUGCUCAAGCUCUGCAAAAUGUCAUCUCCUCUUGCGAUAUUUUGGACAGGGGCUCAAACACAAGACUUUCCAUCCAUACAUUUGCUGUUGUACAUGCUCGUUCUAAAAAUUCCUGACAGAAUUGGUGAAAUUGGUGCCUCCUUCCCAACCUUGUCUGUGAAAGUAGGCGACUACGAACACAUCAAUUCUGAAUUUUCUCCCAGGUUGGAUUAAAAUAAAUAGAUUCAGAAGAGAAGCCUUCUCACAUUUCUUUACUUUUCUGAAAGUAAUACUCUGUGCUUUGUUUUCUACAGGAUAGUAAUUUGUCAAAAACUUUAAAUUCUUCGUUAUUUGUUCAUGGGUGGAAAAUGUUCUUAGAUCAAUUUUAUUGCCAGGCAGAUCUGUAUCUGUCAACCUGUGAGACUUCUGCCCAAAAUUUAGGUGGAUUUUAUGCUUUGGGGGUGUGAUACGAUAUUAAGAUACAUUAUGUUUCACACUGGAUUUCAAACCAAGAUACCUGCCUCUUCCAAGAUUUUGAAGUGUAAAUUGUAAAAUGUAAACCUUGGUCUUUGGGAAAGCCUUUGAAAGGGAUUACUCCAAAUGAACAGAAUCGUUACUAAUCAUGACAGUGCUUAGUCAGCAUCAAGACAAGAUGAAGGAAUGUUCACAUUGAAGAAAUUGAGAAAAUAACCCAGUUUCUAAAAUAAAAUGAAUUAGUCUUGUACAGUACUUGGUUUUAAUUUGAUGUUGGCUGUAGGCUGGGAGUCUCUUGUUUGUGAUUUGCACAUUUGACAGGACAACUCAAAGAAUAGUAAAAUAAUACAUAUUUCUAUGCCUUUUUAUUAUUAUUUGGAUAUAUAUAUUUGAAUGCCUCUGAACUAUAUUUAAAAAGUGAAACUUUAAAACUGAGUGUUUGGCACAUGUUAACUGAAGAGAUUUUUAUGUCAGCUUGUCCAAUUUUCAAGCUUUGCAGAUCUGUUAGGUAACAUGCAGACAGAGUUUUCUGCUCCCAACAUAUUCCAAUAAAAAUGUU